Messenger RNA from Lathyrus sativus (Indian pea), 711 nucleotides. NCBI's taxonomy places the organism in Eukaryota, Viridiplantae, Streptophyta, Magnoliopsida, Fabales, Fabaceae. The record is from the annotation of a GenBank genome assembly.
AUGGAACAUAGAAGAAACUCAUCAUCAUCUACAUACUUUCUAUUCUCAAUUCUUUCUUGUAUUUUUCUUUCGUGUUUCUUAGGAUCUGUUGGAGCUUACAAAAAUUACACAGUGGGAGAUUCUUUAGGCUGGUUUGACAAACUUGAAAAACCGGCUGUUAAUUAUCAGAAAUGGGUUGCCAAGAAACAAUUCAGCUUGGGUGAUUUUCUCAUUUUCAAUACAGACAGUAACCACACUAUUGUUCAAACAUACAAUUUCACAACAUACAAACAAUGUGACUACGAUGAUGCACAAGACAAAGACACAGUCCAAUGGUCAUCAGGUUCUCAAUCCAACGGUGAAGUAACUCCACUCACAGUGGCAGUUCCUUUGUUGAAAGAAGGACCAACAUAUUUCUUCUCAAGUGAUUAUGAUGGUGAGCAAUGCAAAAAUGGACAACAUUUCAGAAUAAACGUGACUCAUGGAUUAGGGUUGCCGAAGACUCUUUUACCGGCGGAUGACUCUCCGGCUCCCGCAAGUCCGAUAUCCGGUGACGAUGAUUCAGCACCGGACACAACUGUUCCUUCCAAUUUUAACAAUCCUAAGGAAGACAAAGAUGAUGAUAAAACAAGUGAUGAGAAAUCUGAUUCUUGUUCAGUUUUAAAGUAUGCACAACUUUACAACAAGUUUUAUGUGUUUCUUGUCUUGUUAGGGGUGUUUUCGUUAUUUUAG